AUGCCCAUCCGCUCAUUAGUCAUGCUCAAACAGACAAUAUCUGCCCACAGACGGGCACGGCGGGGAACCGGCCGAGUGUUACCGGCCCGAACUAGGCCUGUCCGUCUGCAGGCCACUCGCGCCACAUCUAUCCGUCCUCCUGGCUCUUGCUGCUACUGCUGUGAGCAUCAUAGACAUUGGCCAGGUCAAUGCGCUUCUUUUCUCUUCCAGCUCGCCGAAGGCGGCACUCGGAAGACGCAAUCAUCCACCCCAACACUACGAGCUCACUCUCACUACUCUUGA
Messenger RNA from Colletotrichum paranaense, 282 nucleotides. RefSeq lists its product as uncharacterized. The transcript has a single exon. The record is from RefSeq and is a predicted model, not a curated record. Bases 1 to 282 code for a protein of 93 amino acids. Lineage: Eukaryota; Fungi; Ascomycota; Sordariomycetes; Glomerellales; Glomerellaceae.